This is a messenger RNA of Cynoglossus semilaevis (tongue sole), 885 nucleotides long. It is a transcript of the gene macir, whose product is annotated as macrophage immunometabolism regulator. NCBI's taxonomy places the organism in Eukaryota, Metazoa, Chordata, Actinopteri, Pleuronectiformes, Cynoglossidae. Bases 164 to 778 code for a protein of 204 amino acids. The transcript is spliced from 3 exons. Gene Ontology annotation, biological process: negative regulation of fibroblast migration; negative regulation of cytokine production involved in inflammatory response. The record is from RefSeq and is a predicted model, not a curated record.
ACUGAUGCAGAUAAAGGUAAAGCAGGUCAUUGCGUUACGACGCCGCCGUAAAAGAAAAUAGGACCGGAAGUGUUUUUUCCUCCGCUGUUGACGGAACAGUGAGGGAGGAGAAGAGAGGAGACACCGAGGAGAGAAUCCGACCCGAAAACGAUACUAACAGGACAUGUCUGUUGGGAUGGACAUGGAUGUCAGCGGAGUCUCUAGGACACAUGUGUCCAUUCGUCCCUCGGCUGAGGUCAAAGCCACGCUCAAACCAGAAGCAGAGAGACCUCGCUGCUCCAGCACGCCGUGUUCUCCGAUCAGAGGAACCGUAGCAGGAUACCAGAUCCUCCACAUGGACUCCAACUAUCUGGUGGGCUUCUCCACAGGAGAGGAGCUGCUCAAACUGGCCCACAAAUGGCCAGAACGUCCCUCAGAGAAGUAUCCGUCACCAGCAGCUGUGUCCACCUCCGUCCAGAGUACAGUCCCCAGGUCUGUAGAUUUGGGCGUCCAUCGUUCAUCGAGAAUCUUCAAAGCCAAGAGCCGUUACUAUCAACCUUACGAUGUUCCUGCCGCUAAUGGGCGAAAACGGAGGCGAAGUAUGCCCAGCUCCAGGGACACCUUCUUCAGGACCCUGACCCAGGGAAAAGUGGGAAAGAGGGCACAGUUAAAGUGUCUGGAUUACCUUAAUCUGGACAAACUGAACAUCAAAGAGUCGUCGGACACUGAGGUUCUUCAGCACCAGCUGCAGCACCUAAACCUGCGGGGAGAACAUGGUGUUUCUAAAAAGAAGUCAUGAAGGACUGGGCGGAGUGUGGAAGUUUUUUAGGGGUGUGCGGUUUUAGGUGCUAUUUCCAGCCCGGUUUUGUUUGUACUCAGAUUGAUGAAGGAAAAUUGAUUGAAGGC